AUUCGAGAGAGAGUCAUCAAAAUCGACAUCUCCUUCUCUCGCCGCCUCUCCUCUGUCUCUCUCUCUCUUACAGGUUUUGAUUCUUAUUUAUAGUUGGGGUGUAUUUUAAAGACAAGUCAAGAUGGUGAAGUUUACAGCUGAUGAGCUCCGUCGUAUUAUGGACUAUAAACACAACAUCCGUAAUAUGUCUGUUAUUGCCCAUGUUGAUCACGGGAAAUCAACUCUUACUGAUUCUCUUGUCGCUGCUGCUGGAAUUAUUGCACAAGAAGUUGCUGGUGAUGUUCGGAUGACAGAUACCCGUCAGGAUGAGGCUGAGCGUGGUAUCACAAUUAAGUCAACUGGUAUCUCUCUGUACUAUGAAAUGACUGAUGAAUCUUUGAAGAACUACAAAGGAGAGAGGCAAGGGAAUGAGUACCUCAUCAAUCUUAUUGAUUCCCCUGGGCACGUUGACUUUUCGUCUGAGGUCACAGCUGCUCUUCGUAUUACUGAUGGUGCCCUUGUGGUCGUUGACUGUGUUGAAGGUGUCUGUGUGCAAACAGAGACUGUACUCCGUCAAGCCCUUGGUGAAAGGAUCAGGCCUGUCUUGACUGUUAACAAGAUGGACAGGUGCUUCCUUGAGCUUCAGGUUGAUGGUGAGGAGGCUUACCAGACAUUCCAGAGAGUGAUUGAAAAUGCUAAUGUCAUCAUGGCUACCUAUGAAGAUCCUCUUCUUGGUGAUGUUCAAGUCUACCCUGAGAAAGGAACAGUUGCCUUCUCUGCUGGUUUGCAUGGUUGGGCUUUUACACUGACCAACUUUGCUAAGAUGUAUGCCUCAAAGUUUGGAGUUGAUGAGUCGAAAAUGAUGGAAAGACUUUGGGGUGAGAACUUUUUUGAUCCAGCUACCAAGAAGUGGACCAGCAAGAACACUGGCUCUCCUACCUGCAAGCGUGGAUUUGUUCAAUUUUGUUAUGAACCCAUCAAGCAGAUCAUCAACACUUGUAUGAAUGACCAGAAGGAUAAGCUCUGGCCCAUGUUGCAAAAACUUGGUGUCACCAUGAAGGCUGAAGAGAAGGACUUGAUGGGGAAGGCCCUAAUGAAGCGUGUAAUGCAAACUUGGCUUCCUGCAAGUAAUGCUCUCCUGGAAAUGAUGAUCUUUCACCUUCCCUCUCCUGGCAAGGCUCAGAAGUAUCGUGUUGAGAACUUGUAUGAGGGUCCUCUUGAUGAUAUGUAUGCCAAUGCUAUUAGGAACUGUGAUCCUGAUGGUCCUCUUAUGCUUUAUGUUUCAAAGAUGAUUCCUGCCUCUGAUAAGGGCAGGUUCUUUGCUUUUGGUCGUGUCUUCUCUGGCAGAGUCUCAACUGGUUUGAAGGUCAGGAUCAUGGGUCCCAACUAUGUCCCUGGGGAGAAGAAAGACUUGUAUGUUAAGAGUGUACAGAGAACUGUUAUUUGGAUGGGAAAGAGGCAGGAAACUGUGGAGGAUGUGCCUUGUGGUAACACAGUUGCUAUGGUUGGUUUGGAUCAGUUUAUUACCAAGAAUGCUACUUUGACUAAUGAGAAGGAAGUUGAUGCCCACCCAAUUCGUGCCAUGAAGUUCUCUGUCUCUCCUGUUGUUCGUGUUGCUGUUCAGUGCAAGGUCGCAUCUGAUCUUCCGAAACUUGUUGAAGGGCUGAAGCGUUUGGCAAAGUCUGAUCCUAUGGUUGUCUGUACCAUUGAAGAAUCUGGAGAACACAUUGUUGCUGGUGCUGGAGAACUUCACCUUGAGAUCUGUCUCAAGGAUUUGCAAGAAGAUUUUAUGGGUGGUGCUGAGAUCAUUAAAUCAGACCCUGUUGUGUCAUUUCGUGAGACUGUCCUUGAGAGGUCUUGUAGGACUGUGAUGAGCAAGUCUCCUAACAAGCACAACCGUCUGUACAUGGAAGCACGACCUAUGGAGGAAGGGCUUGCUGAGGCCAUAGAUGAUGGACGAAUUGGUCCAAGAGAUGAUCCUAAGGUUCGUUCCAAGAUAUUGUCUGAGGAGUAUGGGUGGGACAAGGAUCUUGCCAAGAAGAUUUGGUGUUUUGGCCCUGAGACCACUGGUCCAAACAUGGUUGUUGAUAUGUGUAAAGGAGUUCAGUACCUUAAUGAAAUUAAGGAUUCUGUUGUUGCUGGGUUCCAGUGGGCAUCAAAGGAAGGAGCAUUGGCUGAAGAGAACAUGAGAGGUAUCUGCUUUGAAGUCUGUGAUGUGGUUCUCCAUGCUGAUGCAAUCCAUAGAGGUGGUGGUCAGAUCAUUCCAACUGCUAGGAGGGUUUUCUACGCUUCUCAGCUAACAGCCAAGCCAAGGCUUCUUGAGCCUGUUUACUUGGUGGAGAUCCAAGCUCCUGAGCAGGCACUUGGUGGUAUUUACAGUGUUCUUAACCAGAAGCGUGGACAUGUCUUUGAGGAGAUGCAGAGGCCUGGUACCCCACUUUACAACAUCAAGGCAUACCUUCCCGUUAUUGAGUCUUUUGGAUUCUCUAGCACUCUGAGGGCUGCAACAUCAGGACAGGCAUUCCCACAAUGUGUGUUUGAUCACUGGGAUAUGAUGUCAUCAGAUCCAAUUGAACCAGGGACCCAGGCAGCAACUCUUGUUGCUGAUAUCCGUAAGAGGAAGGGUUUGAAGGAGCAGAUGACCCCACUUUCCGAAUUCGAGGACAAGCUGUAAGCUAGAGAAUAAUGGAGAGGGUAUGUUUGUGCGGCAAAAUUUCUGCUGCAAUUUAGUUUUGUUUUCUGGCUCUUUAUAUUUUGGUAGUAGUUGCUUCUUGGGUGCUGUCACCCAUUUUAUCAUGUAAGGUCCUUUUUAGAUGUUUUUUUAUAAUGACUCGAGAAUUGUUCUGUGGUGUUACAUUUUUACGUGUUGAUUAUGUAUUGCAAUCGACAUUGGUUGGGUUCAAGUUAUAUUUUUGACCUUCA
This is a messenger RNA of Theobroma cacao (cacao), 2901 nucleotides long. Its product is annotated as elongation factor 2. Gene Ontology annotation, biological process: translational elongation. Gene Ontology annotation, molecular function: ribosome binding; translation elongation factor activity; GTPase activity. Lineage: Eukaryota; Viridiplantae; Streptophyta; Magnoliopsida; Malvales; Malvaceae. The record is from RefSeq and is a predicted model, not a curated record. Gene Ontology annotation, cellular component: cytosol; ribonucleoprotein complex.